UUCGAGAAUGAGACUCGGAGCAGGAAACAGCUGCGUGCUCUGGAAAGUGGCUUUGCUGUUGACGCUCUGUGGAGUUGCAGCAGCUCAUAUGGAGGGUCUUCUGGGCGUUUGCUCAAGCACCACUGUGCCGGUGGAGUGUUUGCCGGGCUGCCAGUUGAUCUGUACAAGUAUUCUCAUUAUACGAAGGUGCAUCGCAUUAGAAUGUAGGCGUGGCUGUGUGUGUCCGCCGGGCUGGGUGCGCAAGGGCUCAAUUGAGGGCGUCUGCAUUAAGCGCAGUGCCUGCAGGCGCUGGGUCUUAUGAAGAUGCCCUGCCCUCUAGCAGCUAAACAAUAUAUUGUAGCAACUGAAAAUGAGCUGAAUAAGUUUCACCAGGCAGCCUUAAGUCGUUCCGGCAUUGACCUUGUCCAACCUUGGCCACUCUACCGUUUCAAGCGAGCAUCGCAAACAACACCUAGACGUUACCUGUUCCCCCGGCUGAAUGCACUCCAAAGACCACAUUUCACAUUUGACUGACAACAGAUUGGCUGGGGUGAACUACCGAUUAAGUGGCUGGGAUGAAGCUGCAAAUCUUCAAGUGUGAACAGACAAUAUAUACUCUCUGUCUAGCUCU
Drosophila arizonae is the source of this 610-nucleotide messenger RNA. RefSeq lists its product as uncharacterized. NCBI's taxonomy places the organism in Eukaryota, Metazoa, Arthropoda, Insecta, Diptera, Drosophilidae. The record is from RefSeq and is a predicted model, not a curated record.